CAUCAGAACAAGUAAUAUAUAUUCAAAUAUAUCUUUUAUGCUGAAAAUGGAUCCCAAAGUUACAAAUUAGAAUUAGUUUUAAAUAAAAUAUUCAGUACUGCUAUUCAGCAACCGUUUUGUACAUUUCAAUUACAUAUUGAUAAGGAUAUGGGAAUAAAUGUAGUACAUUAAUGGACUUGCAUCGCUUGUUUGAUUUUGAAGAUACGCUGACAGACCAAUCCAGGGUGCUACAUGGCAAAAAAAUUGACCUUGAGUAAUCCGUGGGAACUGUGGUUUGUCCCAGUCAACAGCGUCUGUCAAUGUAUUUUUGGCAGUAUUCAAACAAAACAUUUAUAAUUGGUAAAACGAUUAUCAAAAUUUAAAUAAUAAUUCCAAUUAAAAUAAUAACCUUUACAAAAAUAAUAGUAGUUUAGGAAUAACAUCCACGAUGGAAGAUAGAGCCAAUAUCCUAAGGCAAAUGAAGGUUUGUCGAUUUUGUCUUUGUAAUGAAGAAACAGACUUGUUAAAUAUCCACGAAAAGCACCCACAAGAUCCCGAAAUACCAAUUCCGUUACCAUCUCUACCACUGCGAAUUAUGGGCUGUAUUGCUAUAGAAGUAAUUCAAAACGAUGGAAUGCCGCAAUAUAUAUGUAAAAGUUGUUGUCACUUAACAACACAAGCAUACAUAUUCAAAAUGAAUUGUAAAAAAGCAGACGAUGCAUUAAAACUUUUUCUUGUAACAGGCCAACUUUCAAAACCUUAUAUGCAAAAUGCUGUUCAAAUUAAAGUUCAACUUGCUCCAGAUAAGUUUAUCACAGUAGUUAAUGAAAAUGAAAAGUCUAAUGCAGCUACAAUCCAACAAGAAUUUGAAAAUAAUAAGGAAAUUGAAGUGGAAUUCCAAGACGGAGAACAACAUGAAACAGAAAGGGUACUCUAUAACACUAAUGAUGAAGCUGAAGCUACUAAUGAUUCUGUAUCAAAAUAUACAGAGGUUGAAAAAGUGGAAACAUCCAUAUUUCCUUGUGAAUAUUGUGAAAAAACGUUUCCUUUGAAACAACUUUUGGAUUUACAUAUGUCUCAACAUAGCAGAGAACGUAAUUUCAUAUGUGAAAUUUGCAAGUGUAAAUUUUAUACUAAAUAUGAUCUUCAGAAACAUAUUCGUACUCACAAUCCCAUAAAAGAGUUUUCAUGUUCUUUGUGUGAUAAAACAUUCAAUAGGGAACCACUUUUAAGGAGACAUAUAAAAACCCACGAUAAAGAACCUAAAUUUACUUGCCAAGUAUGUAAUGUUGCAUUUUUGCGAAAAGAACUUCUAGAAUAUCACAUGGAGAAACACAAUAAAAAGAAAGCAUUUACUUGUAAAAUUUGUAACAAAAGUUUCGUCUUUAAGCAGGGUCUUGAACGUCAUGAAGCUGUUCAUAGCAACAACAAACCUCACAAAUGUAAUUACUGCGACGCCAGCUUCAUAUCAGCCAUAAAGUUGACCAGACACAUCACCUCUCAUGCAGGGUUACGACCCUAUCCUUGUAAACUUUGUGGAAGAACAUUCCUUCUCAGCCAUCAUUUAACAAGACAUAUGCGUGGUCACUAUGCCACAAAUGACUCAAUCGGUCCAUAUAAAUGCCACAUUUGCAGCAUGUCAUUCCGAACAUCAGAAAUUUUAAUUAACCACAGUGCUAUUCAUUCUAUGGUUAAUCUCAAAUGUGUCAUUUGCAACACUACAUUUGAAACAGCAGAAUUGGUUAAGGAACACAUCACUACACAUUUGAGUGGUCUUCCUUAUAGCUGUGGUAAAUGUGAAUAUAGCUUUGAAACAGAGAUGCAAUUAGAAGAACACGAAUUAGACCAUGCAGAAAUGGAGUAUGAAGAACAAAUCGAGAAAGAGGUAUUUAAAGGCUCCUCUGUUGAUGGGGUUGAUGAUGAUGAGCAAAAUGAUACAGCAGAAGAUGAAGCAAUGCAUUUCACAAUAGAUGUGGACAAUCCAGAACUUACUUUACAACUUACACAAAAAUCUACUGAAAAAAAAUCUGAAGAUGUAAAUAGACAACGCAUUGAAUUUUUGAAGGAUGAAGUUGAUUUAGAAGAAGAUGUCCAGGAAGAAGGUGGCGAUGAAGAGAUGGAAGUUGUAGAAAGUGAGCCUAUUAAACCUAUUGUACGCCAAGAAGGAACUAAGGUUUACCAAAGGAGGAAUGCAUUUAACAAAAACUUACCAGAUGUGAGUUCUAAUCCCUUGAAACCAACACCAGCAGAAACGGUGCAACAAACAGCUACUACUGCACAUGAUACUUUGUUGGAUUCAACAACUUUACAGGAUAAUAAAGUCAAGAUGGGUGACAAGAUUGUCAAAGUUCAGAAAUUUAUAUUCACCAAGGACGAAAUGAAAGCAAUGGCAAAACAAGGAAUUUUAGAAGUUAAAGGUGGACAAGUAGUUUUGAAGAGCGCAGGUCAGCAGAUUCUCAACGCCUCGCUGAAACCGAUGCAAAAAAAUGAAAUAGAUUCUUUGUUAGACAAAAGAAUUAACAGUGGAGUUCAAGUUAGAAAAUUUGAUAGGAAAAGUGAUAACAGUGUUGAUACAUAAAAAUCUUGUUGUAUAGAAUGAAUUUAGUAUUUUGUUUGUCUCAGCCUGUCUAUAAGUUUACUCAGUCGAAUUAGAGUGAUAAAUUGAUUAGAAGAAAAAUUCAGCAGAUACAUUCCAUGAGCUUCUAGGUAACUCUAGUUUUAUCUUAUUACAGAACAUAUUUUCAAUUAUUGAUAACAAAGUUCUGGUAUAUUCUGAUAAAAUUCAGUCCCUGGUACAAACAAAUGUUUUUUGAUAAUAUAUUGAACUGCUGAAUAUUUUUUUAGUAGUUUCUAUACAACAAGUAAUUUAUUUUUAGAAAAUUAUUACUAUUAUAAUUCAUAUAAAAUAUUUGGAAUUUAGAUGUUAGUUUAUUGUCUUAACGACUAUAUAGAAUAUAAAAUUACAUUUAUGAACUUUAUAUAGGAAAAAAUUGAUAUAUGAGGUGUGAUUAUAAAAUACAAUGAUUUAUUUCACCAAAACAAAUAAGAAGAUAGCGGAAAAUCUUCUUCAAAGUACUAAAAGAUGCCUGAAACAAUUUCUAUAGUGCUUCUUUUAAAAUGGUUUUCAUGUACUCUCUCACGGCAUCUCAAUUUUAUGAAUGGAGUUGAAACGUUUCCAGGUACCGUGCUAGAAGUCACAUAGUGAUAAACCUGGUGAGUAAAGCUGAUGUGGACUUACUCGCAUUUCAUAUUGGAAACAUUCCAGUAUCUCCUUGUAAAAUUCCAAUGAAAUUUCUGCCCUCAACUUUUGAAUAUUAAUGGUUAUUUUUAGGUCAAAGUGAGUCACUUGUUUUUCAAUGAGACAUCCAAAUUUAUACCCCUUAGGCCAUUAUUUUUGUUCACUUCUCAAGAAUGCUUUGUAUGAACCUCUAGAAGUUUGUAAUUCAGCUCUUAGAUAGUCAAUUGCUUGUUUGAAUGAACAAGUUUGUCCAAGGCGGAAUUUAACAUUUUGUGAGCUUCUUUUGCACUUUUGUCAAUUUGAAACAAAACUUAAUAUGUUGUUAACGAUAUUUAUUUUACAACAGACACGAUCUCACUAUAAAUUAGUAGACUACCAAUUCAGAAAGGGUUCAAUAGUUGAAGGUACAAAACACAAUUGUUCAAAUAGAUGCAACUAAAGCAAUUGCUGUUAUAAAAAUCCAUUAACCAUAUUUUUUGAUCACACAUCGUACGUGUUAGCAGGAUCAAAAUCUAAUAUUUAUUCUAUCCCUCAUUUUUUUCAUUUAUUUGUGCUUCAAGUGGUUUAAAUCUAGAUGAAUUAUAACCUUUCUUUCGAUACUAAUCCAAAUUUAUGUAAAUGCAUGUUUAAUCAUUAUGUGUUUGCUGCUUUUUACAAUGAUUUUUUAGAAAACAUGUUUUAUAUUGAGACUUCUCAGUUUUUAUUGUUGCAAAACAUAAAUGUACUGUAUUUAUAAAUCGAAAUCGAAAUAAAUGUGUUUAAACACA
Messenger RNA from Diorhabda carinulata, 3984 nucleotides. RefSeq names its product zinc finger protein 26-like. NCBI's taxonomy places the organism in Eukaryota, Metazoa, Arthropoda, Insecta, Coleoptera, Chrysomelidae. The record is from RefSeq and is a predicted model, not a curated record. Bases 428 to 2557 code for a protein of 709 amino acids. Gene Ontology annotation, cellular component: nucleus. Gene Ontology annotation, molecular function: zinc ion binding. The transcript is spliced from 7 exons.